This is a messenger RNA of Seriola aureovittata, 6375 nucleotides long. RefSeq names its product unconventional myosin-Ic-like. The coding region runs from base 254 to 3448 and encodes 1064 amino acids. The record is from RefSeq and is a predicted model, not a curated record. The transcript has 32 exons. NCBI's taxonomy places the organism in Eukaryota, Metazoa, Chordata, Actinopteri, Carangiformes, Carangidae. Gene Ontology annotation, molecular function: ATP binding; microfilament motor activity; actin filament binding. Gene Ontology annotation, biological process: vesicle transport along actin filament; actin filament organization. Gene Ontology annotation, cellular component: cytoplasm; microvillus; myosin complex.
GGUUGCGAUGUAUAUCUGAUGACUGACUGCUAACGUUUUGCUCUUCAGGUGUCACUUGGGAUGGUCUUCUAAGCACCUUCCACCCUGAGCUAAGGAUUUGCAAACGGACCUGAGGGGAGAGCUGUAAUAUUUCUCCUCUGUCUCUCGUGACAAAGUUGGAAAGGAACAUAAAGAAAAAAUCAAGACAAAAUCACUUUUUUCUGAGGAAAAACAAAAAAGAAAAGGGACGGGAAAAGAAGAGAAAAAAGGAAUCAUGAUGGAACUCACGAUCCAACUCAUCCCAACGGGGGAAAUCAUCCUUUCCCCGGGGAAAAAUGGAGAAAACUACUGCCACAGCUGCAAGGUGGUGGCUAGUGACGGGGUGCGGGCUAUGAUGGAGUCGGCCCUGACAGCCAGAGACCGGGUGGGCGUGCAGGACUUUGUCCUGCUGGAGAACUACACCAGCGAGGCCUCCUUCAUCGAGAACCUGCGCAAGCGCUUCAAAGAGAACCUCAUCUAUACUUACAUUGGUUCAGUGCUGGUGUCAGUGAACCCGUACAAAGACCUGGAGAUCUACACCAAGAACCACAUGGAGCGAUACCGCGGGGUCAACUUCUACGAGGUCUCACCGCACAUCUACGCCGUGGCAGACAACUCGUACCGCUCCAUGAGGACGGAGAGGAAGGACCAGUGCAUCCUGAUCUCCGGGGAGAGUGGAGCCGGGAAGACGGAGGCGUCCAAGAAGAUCCUGCAGUACUACGCCGUCACCUGUCCGGCCAGCGAGCAGGUGCAGACCGUCAAAGACCGGCUGCUGCAGUCCAACCCCGUGCUGGAGGCCUUCGGCAAUGCCAAGACGUUGCGUAACGACAACUCAAGCCGCUUUGGCAAGUACAUGGACGUUCAGUUUGACUUCAAGGGCGCCCCGGUGGGAGGCCACAUUAUCAACUACCUGCUGGAGAAGUCCCGCGUGGUCCACCAGAACCACGGCGAGAGGAACUUCCACAUCUUCUACCAGCUGAUCGAGGGAGGGGAGGAAGACCUGCUGAGACGCCUGGGCCUGGAGAGGAACCCCCAGCAGUACCAGUACCUGGUCAAAGGUAACUGUCCCAAAGUGAGCUCCAUCAACGACCGCAGUGACUGGAAGGUGGUGAGGAAAGCGCUGAGCGUGAUCGGCUUCAACGAGGACGACGUGGAGGAGCUGUUGAACAUAAUCGCCAGCGUGCUCCACCUGGGGAACGUGCAGUACGGCGGGGAGGAGGGAAACGCCUGCAUCACCUCCGACACGCAGAUAAAGUACCUGGCCAGGUUGUUAGGGGUGAAUGGAGCAGUGCUGACGGAGGCGCUCACACACAAGAAGAUAAUCGCCAAGGGAGAGGAGCUGAUGAGCCCUCUGAACCUGGAGCAGGCGUCGUCAGCUCGAGAUGCUUUGUCCAAGGCCGUGUACGGACGCACCUUCACCUGGCUGGUGAACAAGAUCAAUGCCUCACUGGCAUACAAGGACGACUCCUAUAAGAAUUACUCUGUCAUCGGCCUGUUGGACAUCUAUGGCUUUGAGGUCUUCCAGCACAACAGCUUUGAGCAGUUCUGCAUCAACUACUGCAACGAGAAGCUGCAGCAGCUCUUCAUCGAGCUCACCCUCAAGUCCGAGCAGGAGGAGUACGAGGCCGAAGGCAUCACGUGGGAGCCGGUUCAGUACUUCAACAACAAGAUCAUCUGUGACCUGGUGGAGGAGAAGUUCAAAGGCAUCAUCUCCAUUCUGGAUGAGGAGUGUCUUCGGCCCGGAGACGCCAGUGAUAUCACCUUCCUGGAGAAGCUGGAGGACACGGUGGGAGGACACCCACACUUUGUCACUCACAAGCUGGCCGAUGGAAAGACCCGGAAGGUGAUGGGCCGUGACGAAUUCAGACUGCUGCAUUACGCAGGAGAGGUCAACUACAAUGUCAACGGAUUUCUGGACAAGAACAACGACCUGCUGUUCAGGAACUUAAAAGAGGUCAUGUGUAUGUCGGAGAACAAGAUCCUGACCCAGUGUUUUGACCGGGAGGAGCUGAGUGACAAGAAACGCCCAGACACAGCAGCCACCCAGUUCAAAGCCAGUCUGGCGAAACUCAUGGAGAUCCUCAUGUCCAAGGAGCCGUCGUACGUCCGCUGCAUCAAGCCCAAUGACUCCAAGCAAGCAGGUCGGUUCGAUGAGGUGCUGAUCCGUCACCAGGUCAAGUACCUGGGACUGAUGGAGAAUCUGAGGGUGAGGAGGGCCGGCUUCGCUUACAGACGACGCUACGAGGUCUUCCUGCAGAGGUACAAGUCACUGUGUCCCGACACGUGGCCGAACUGGCAGGGGAAACUGGCGGACGGAGUGGCCACACUGGUCAAACACCUGGGAUACAAGCCGGAGGAGUACAAACUGGGCAGAUCCAAAAUCUUCAUCCGUUUCCCAAAGACCUUGUUUGCCACCGAGGACGCUCUAGAGACCAGGAAACACAGUCUUGCCACCAAGCUGCAGGCGGGAUGGAGAGGCUACAGCCAGAAGACCAAAUACCAGAAACUCAGAACUUCAGCUAUCGCCAUCCAGGCCUGGUGGAGGGGCAUCCUGGCCAGGAGGAGGGCCCAGCGCAGGCGUCAGGCCGCAGAUACUAUUCGCAGGUUCAUCAAGGGCUUCAUAUACCGCCACAAGGAGCGCUGCCCCGAGAACGAGUACUUCCUGGAUUAUGUUCGCUACUCCUUCCUCAUGAACCUGCACAGGAACCUGCCGAAGAACGUCCUGGACAAAACCUGGCCGACACCUCCAGCUGCUCUCUCUGAGGCGUCAGAGCAUUUGCGUAAGCUGUGCAUGCAGAACAUGGUGUGGAGCUACUGCAAGAAGAUCAGUCCCGAGUGGAAGCACCAGAUGGAGCAGAAGAUGAUCGCCAGCGAGAUCUUCAAGGACAAGAAGGACAACUACCCACAGAGCGUUCCCAAACUGUUCGUCAGCACGAGACUCAACGGCGAGGACAUCAACCCCAAGGUGCUGCAGACUCUGGGCGCUGAGAAGAUGAAGUACGCAGUGCCAGUCACCAAGUACGACAGGAAAGGAUACAAAGCUCGACCCCGUCAGCUGCUGCUCACCGGAAACAGCGCCGUUAUCAUAGAGGAGGCCAAACUCAAGCAGCGCAUCGAGUACGGAGCCCUGAAAGGGAUCUCCGUCAGCUCCCUCAGCGACGGCCUGUUCGUUCUGCACGUGCCCAGUGACGACAACAAACAGAAGGGAGACGUAGUUCUGCAGAGCGACCAUGUGAUCGAGACUUUAACCAAGAUCGCGAUCUGCGCCGAGAAAAUCAACAGCAUCAACAUCAACCAGGGCAGUAUAAAGUUUACAGUUGGCCAGGGGAAAGAGGGGAUCAUAGACUUCACACCCGGAUCAGAACUACUGGUGGCGAAGGCUAAGAAUGGACACUUGUCUGUGACGGCUCCCAGACUGAACUCAAGAUGAUGGCCACACACACACACACACACACACAUACACACACACACACACACACACACACACACACACACACAACACACACGCCCACAUGCCAGGAACCUACGUACUCCUGACCUCUCCCAUCCUCCAAUCACAUGACUGCAGACCCCCGCUCUGCCUAAGCCAAUCAGAUGCCAGCUGUCACUCCACAGGUGGCAUGUGCUUCCAAUUAAAAAAAACAAAAAACAAAAAACAAACAAAAAAAAAAUCCAGCAAAACUAAUUGAUAUAUUUAUGUUUAUAUAUUAUAUUUUUGGGAUUAAUACUGUUGCUGUUUGAAUAUUCUGAUUUUAUAUACGAGGCCAAGGAAUAACAAAUAUUGUGGUGCAUUUUUCUUGCACCUUGUGUGUUCAUUGUGCUUUAUUUGGGAACAUGACCAACAAAAUUAUGAGGGAAGAGUCAGAAUUAGAGACAACAAUGAGAAAAAGAUAAAUCAGGGUGGGUUGUUGCUUGUUGCCUCUUUUUUUCCCCCCCUGUUUACUUUCUCUGCUCGACUAGAAGACUUGAUUGUCUUGCUGACCCUUAUUUUUCUAACUGGGGCGAAUGGCUUGUUAUUGAAGCACGAAGGUGUGUAGAACAAGGCUGACAGUAUGUAGGAUAUCUGUUGAGAGGGUCGGGGACGAGGAAGAGUAACUUUUCAAUCAAAUGGUGUCACGACUGGCUCUCUAAGUCAAAAUAAAUAGCUGGAUAUACUACUGAAUAUAAUUCAAAAAUCUGCACUCGUAUAGUGUUUGAAUAAGAAGAAAGCUGAUCACUGCAUUAAAUAAUCAGCUUCUGUAAAUGCAGCAAAAAAAUGAACAAAGUAAGUGAAGGGAGCGUGCGAGGAAAAGGGCGAGAGAAAGGUGAGAAGAAAGACGAGAGAACGCAGCGGUCAUUUGCCUCGACACCAGGUGCUUGUUCCUUCCUCCUUUGACUAAUUUAUUCCUAUUGAUUUAGUUCCAGAGCUGUAUGUACAUUGACGUGUAAAACUCAACCAUGACACUCAACACAAGAAUGAGUCGAGUUCAGUGUAGAUAGAAACCCGCCAUCCUCUAAGCAGCCGCCUGCACGGUCGACCUCCAUUGUUCAGAACCACAUACUGAGAAAGCCCCAGCAUUUCUCUCUCUCUCCAUCUGUAGUUGAUUCCUCUCUUCCCAUUAUCUUCAAGCUGCCUGCUUUCUGUCUUAGAGAAGAUUAGCUUUUGUCACUCUGAGACUUAAGUGGUGGGAUGGCUGUCUCUGAUCAAUAUUCUUGAAUUAAUUUCACCAAAAAGCCAUUAUUUCUUUUGUUGUUAUAUCAUAUAUCUCUCCAUUUUUACUAUUAGACAGGAUCGAGACCAUAGCGUGGGACUAAAUCUCACAAUUUGAAGCCAUAUUAAAUCUGGAUUUAGCUAAAGUGCUUGCUACGGCCAAAAACAGUGGUUUUAGAUUGAAGCUGCUAACAGCUGUGUGCCUAGAUAAACUUUAACUUUUGUGAAAGGAAAUACUUUUACAUUUAGGGAAAAUAAACUUAUUGGUUUUAUUGCUGAGAGCUACAUGAGAAGUUUGAUACCACUCUCAUGUUUAUGCGCUAAGUAUGAAGCUAACAGUCAGGAGAUGGCUAGCUUAGCUUUGAGGAAAAACUGCUAGCUUGGCUCUGUGAAAAUGUCUUUAAAAAAACAACACAAUUUUGUUUUUUGUACACAUUAAACAAACAAGACUUUAAUGUUUAAUAAAAAUAUAUUAAUUAGUGAGGUUUAGAGGUGCUGGUAAACAGACUUUAUUACUUUUUGAAAAGCUGUUUCCCUGUUGCUAGCCUUUAUGCUAACGCUAGCUAAGAAGCUUCUGGCUGUAGCUUAUACUGAACACAAACACACAGGAGUGGUGUCGAUCUUCUCAUCUAAGUCUUAGCUAAAAAGUGCAGAAGUAAAUUUUCCCAACAUGUCAAACUAUUCCUUUAAUGCCAGAAAAUAUAAGCAUUCAGAGCUCUUUGCAGAAUUUUAACGGUAGAAAAAACGUAAUAGCAUCUGAAUUGUCAUGCAACACUAUAAAAUAUUAAUUAAAGCACAUGACAACAGUAAAAUAUUCAUGCAUCUUCCGGUUCAAGUUAAAAGCCUCCUACUGACCAACAUCUGUCGGUCUAAAACCUAUCUCUGACCCUUGACCCCUAACUCAUUUCAAGCCUACAGGUGAGACCAAAGACUGACGGUGAAAAAGUUGUGUUCUUGAAACUUUUGAGAGGAGCUCCAAAAUGUUUCCAAGAUUUUUUUUAUUUUUAUUUUUUUUCCAGGCCUCGCUCAAUGACAGAACUUUUUCUCCGUGUGGCUCUGGGUGGCGAGGCGGGUGCAAUAUGCCGAGGCAGGACUGUGCUUACUGCAGUUAAACUAUACUAGCCAAAGACCCUGUUGAUUUAUACUGAUUCUGUGUAUGAUUUAUAUGAUAUUAUUAUAAAUGUUAUGUUGUUUGUUUGGUUUUUUUUUUUCCAGGAGGGAGAAGUUUUUGUACAGUUUUUGUUCUGUGUUGUUAUAAAUGAGAGAUUCAAGCCAAGUGAGGUUUGAUGAUGUGAAACAUUUUGGGGAGAAGAAGCUUUUAGUAUUGUUCGUUAACAUGUUCACGUGCCUUGUCAGAUAGCAAUACAACAGGUUUGUGUGGAAAUAAAAAGAAAUACCUCCUUGACAGAGUCUAGUCGUUGGCUGACGACGGUCGUCUGGCUGUUUCUAGAAGUUUCCCAGCAGCACCUAAAGGUUCGCUCUCUCUGCGUGUAUAAGCUUUAUUCAAACCAAAUCCAAAGUCUAUUGUCUGUUGAUUUACAGAUGCACUCCUGUUAUCAGUCCUGACUCACUGUGUGCCCCAAACCAAUGUAUAAUUAUGCCAACACACUAAAAGAUACUAAAGAUUUGAAAAAAUAAAUUUGAAAAGUAAAUACAAACUGAUGAAA